This is a messenger RNA of Toxotes jaculatrix (banded archerfish), 2629 nucleotides long. It is a transcript of the gene idh3b, whose product is annotated as isocitrate dehydrogenase (NAD(+)) 3 non-catalytic subunit beta. Gene Ontology annotation, molecular function: NAD binding; oxidoreductase activity, acting on the CH-OH group of donors, NAD or NADP as acceptor; magnesium ion binding. Gene Ontology annotation, biological process: isocitrate metabolic process; tricarboxylic acid cycle. The record is from RefSeq and is a predicted model, not a curated record. Lineage: Eukaryota; Metazoa; Chordata; Actinopteri; Toxotidae. The coding region runs from base 22 to 1191 and encodes 389 amino acids. Gene Ontology annotation, cellular component: mitochondrion. The transcript has 11 exons.
AAGAAGCAGCUCCUUCGCUGCAUGUCAGUGACGAUGGCGGCCGCCUUGAGGGGAAGCUUGGUAACAUUGGUCAAGGGCCUGAGUGGCCCCCGGUGGCAGCAGCUGGCCUCUCGACCACUGAGCUUAUCUGCUGGUCUCUGUGGUCCAGAAGCCCCACCUGCCCGCGCAGAUGCUAUCUUCAAGGUCACAAUGGUUCCAGGGGAUGGAGUGGGACCUGAGCUGAUGACUGCUGUCAAGGAAGUCUUUAAGGCAGGAGAUGUCCCGGUAGAAUUCGAGGAGUUCCACCUGAGUGAGGUACAGAACAUGGCCAGUGAGGAGAAGCUGGAGCAAGUGUUGACUUCUAUGAAGAACAACAAAGUGGCCAUGAAAGGAAAGAUUCAUACGCCCAUGGAGUUCAAAGGGGAGUUGGCUUCAUAUGAGAUGAGACUGAGGCGUAAACUGGACCUGUUUGCUAAUGUGGUUCAUGUGAACAGCCUGCCGGGCUACAGCACUCGCCACAACAACCUGGACCUAGUCAUCAUCCGCGAACAGACUGAGGGGGAGUACAGCUCGUUGGAGCAUGAGAGUGUGACGGGUGUGAUCGAAUGUUUGAAGAUCAUCACCAGAGAGAAGUCGCGGCGCAUCGCCAAGUUCGCCUUUGAUUACGCCACCAAGAAGGGGCGAAACAAGGUCACCGCUGUUCACAAAGCCAACAUCAUGAAAUUAGGUGAUGGCCUGUUUCUGCAGAGCUGUGCAGAGGUGGCACAGCUGUACCCCAAAAUCAAAUAUGAGAACAUAAUCAUUGAUAACUGUUGCAUGCAGCUGGUCCAGAACCCGUACCAGUUUGACGUGCUGGUGAUGCCAAACUUGUACGGUAACAUUAUCGAUAACCUGGCAGCAGGGCUGGUUGGAGGAGCAGGAGUUGUUCCUGGGGAAAGCUACAGUGCAGAGUAUGCUGUGUUUGAGACUGGUGCGCGCCACCCGUUUGCACAAGCUGUAGGGAGGAAUAUUGCCAACCCCACAGCCAUGUUGCUCAGUGCUGCUAACAUGCUCAGGCACCUCAAUCUGGAAUAUCACUCCCAAAUGGUGUCAGAUGCUGUCAAGAGGGUCAUCAAACAGGGCAAGGUACGGACACGAGACCUUGGUGGGUACUCUACCACUGGCGACUUUGUGCGUGCCGUUGUGGAAAACCUGCGUCACCGACCUGUUUAGAUGUUCCGUCACCCUUCUCACUGACAUUUUUUUUUUUAAUCUGGACAUUGUCUUAACAUGAACUGGACGCAUGUUAAGACUCAUUUCCCCUCUCACUCCCAAAUGACAGUGGUGCUUCACAGUUUUGACAAACACCAAAAAUGUGCAGCUCGAGAGGCCUCCUUCACAUCACAGUUUCAUCUUCUGUUGCCCCUCUUCAUGGACACCAGUUUUUCCUCGUAGUUAGUUCCCAUCACUUUACAUCUUUUUGCUUUUUCAGUUUUUACUUGGCUGAGUAGGAUCAUCUUUUCAGUCAUCUUUUUGUCCACUUAUUAUCAUGUGCUUUUGGUUGUUGCUCGUCUUAGUAUUUCAGCCAUGUUGGCCACGUAGACUACCUCUCUGCUGUCACACAUUAUCAGAAACUGUGCAACAACCACACUGUCUUUAUGCGCUAAUUGACUUUUGUCUCACAAUUCACCAUCAACUGACUUCACAUUUUUCUUUGUGUGAUUUCCUCCUCACUCAGAACUGAACAAUCUAAAGACUGAAUAUUACUGAAUCUCAGUAUUUAGUGUCAUAUCACUGCUGCAUCACGACCCACUAAUACCGUAACAUUUCUGACCAACAAGUUUCUUAAUGGUUUCAGUAAAACCUUGUUCAGCCAUUGCAGUGCUAUAAACACAGCUAAAGCCUGAAAUUGUUCCUGCACAGCCAAAGCAAAUCUAUCUUAAUGCAAAAUUCAUGUUUCUUGCUGUGACAUUAAUAAUACAGGAAAUAUUUUAUCAUGAACAACUCUGCCAAAACAAAAAUCAAGAAAACCAAAAACAUUUGGACUCAAGAUAUACAGUGCUUUCAGGUAUUGCUCCAUUGUUUGUGAAAUCAUUUUCAGGUGUUAGAAAGAUUUAUAAUAUUUCUACAGUUUAAGAUCUGCAGAAAAUCUCCUCAUGGGAUGGUCUAGGUUUUUGUCUUGUGAGUAAAUGGGCAAAGCCAUCAUUUUUAUAUUUAAACAUUGUGUCUGAGGACUAACGAGACAAGUUUUGUCCUAACAUGGUGCUGCUCAUUUCCACAGAACUGUUCAAGCCACCGAUGCUGUAAGAAAUUAAAACACUGCUCUGUCUCACCACCUCAUCCAUCAUGCUUUUUGUCUUACUGUGCUGCAAUUCAUACGCAGUCAGCCGUUAACCACAAAUAAUAAAAAAUAAAGCAGUAUAAUAGUAACUGUUUGUUUUAACCUUUUGCAUAAUCAAAGUGUUAAAGGUCAUUAUGGAGAAUGUUUACCACCACCACUGUAAACAGUGUCAUAUUUUUUGUUUGCUUGUUUGUUUGUUUGUUUUGUGUUUCUCAGAUUUUGUUCCCCUUUUGACCACAAUUUCUAAAUGGAAAUUUCAUACUUGCAUAUUAAAGCUGGUCACAAGUGUGAUGUGGUAUUGAAUAAAUAACAUUCCAUCUUCUCUUUGAA